CUUCUUAAUCUUUACUGCUAUGGACGCUAAUCACUAACUGAAUGUCUUCACGUGAGUGUUAUUUAGGGACUGGGGAUUUAAAAACCUUGUAAACGCUUCAUGUGCCAAUAUCUCCCCAAGUGUUCUAAUUUUGCUUUAUUGACAUGAGCUAAGCAGUCCACGAUGAGAGAGUGGUGGGUCCAAGUUGGCUUGCUGUGCAUUCCGCUGAUGGCUGUCUACGUCCACAUGCCGCCGCCUAAGCUGUCGUUUGCCGUGCGCAGGUGGCAACACGCCGGGAAAACCUUCACCUUCAGGGGGAACAAGAUUUUCUACAUAGACACUCCCGGCACCUUGGGAAAUACCGACAUCGUUCUUCUCCUCCACGGCUAUCCCGCCUCGAGCUAUGAUUGGAGCAAGAUUUGGCAUCAGCUCACCCAACACUUCAUACGGGUCAUAGCACUGGACUUCUUGGGCUUCGGCUUAAGCGACAAGCCACUACCACACAACUACUCCAUCUUUGAGCAGGCCAGCGUGGUGGAAGCGCUGGUGGUAGAGUUGGGUCUGGCCAACCAGCGCAUCAACCUGGUGGCUCAUGACUACGGUGACACGGUGGCGCUAGAGCUGGUUUACAGGAGGGAUCAGAACCGUACAGGUCACCUGAACAUCAAAAGUCUUUGUCUCUCAAAUGGAGGCUUGUUUCCGGAAGUCAACUAUCCUCGCCUGCUGCAGAGGCUUCUCAAGGACUCCACGUACCUGGCUCCCGUCCUCCUGAGGAUCGGCAACUAUAUGUUCUUCAACAAUGGGAUGAGGGAGGUUUUCGGGCCGUACACGAAGCCGACGAACGCUGAGUUGUGGAACAUGUGGGUCAGUAUUCGCUACAAUGAUGGGCACCUUGUUUUGGACAGUCUUCUACAGUACAUCAAUCAGAGAAUAAAACACAGGGAGCGAUGGGUCGGCGCACUCACGACCACGUCCGUGCCACUGCACUUGAUCUACGGCCCAAUGGAUCCGGUUAACCCCCAUCCCGAGUUUAUCGAACUUUACAAGAAACUGGUGAAAAGGUCGACUGUCACCGUGUUAAAUGAGUACAUCGGUCAUUACCCACAGUUGGAAGACCCCAUAGGCUUUCUUGCCGCUUACUUAAAAUUUAUUCACUCGUUUUGAACUUGAGUGAGCAAAGAGCUUGAUGAUCAAAUAAAUAGUUUUGUACAAAAGAA
Syngnathus acus (greater pipefish) is the source of this 1196-nucleotide messenger RNA. RefSeq names its product mesoderm specific transcript (gene mest). Lineage: Eukaryota; Metazoa; Chordata; Actinopteri; Syngnathiformes; Syngnathidae. The coding region runs from base 163 to 1143 and encodes 326 amino acids. Gene Ontology annotation, molecular function: catalytic activity. The record is from RefSeq and is a predicted model, not a curated record. The transcript has 12 exons.